Aspergillus calidoustus is the source of this 714-nucleotide messenger RNA. NCBI's taxonomy places the organism in Eukaryota, Fungi, Ascomycota, Eurotiomycetes, Eurotiales, Aspergillaceae. The record is from the annotation of a GenBank genome assembly.
UGUCUCCCGUGUACGAUUAUGUCGUGGUUGGCGGGGGUGUGAGCGGCCUGAUUGUUGCGAAUCGACUCAGCGAAGACCCGAGAACCACUGUACUGGUAAUUGAGGCUGGAAAAAUGUAUGUUUUCCGCUGCGCUACUUUGUUGCGCAGAGCGCUCACAAUGUAAAGCGACAACUACUCUCAGGAAAUCCAAUACCCGCGCGCGAUAUGCGUCGCUCGCGGGUGGCAACAACAGCUGGCCCAUUACCUCGCUCCUCAUCCCCGGACUCAACAAUCGCACCGCUGGGAUCGCAGCUGCGCGACUCCUCGGCGGCGGAAGCGCCAUCAAUGGCAUGGCUUUUGACCAGGGCUCUCCAGGCGACUAUGAUAUCUGGGGCGAGCUGAUCGGCGACAAUUCCUGGAGCUGGGCAGGGCAUCGUCCAUACUUUAAGAAGAGCGGGACUUUUAUGCCUCCUACGCUAGAGCAGCAGAUCGAAUGCGGUAUCACGUUUGAUGUGGAUGUUCAUGGGACGUCCGGGUCCGUUCAGUCGUCGUAUCUUCCGUUCAUUUCUACCACAGGCAAAGUAUUCAUUGCAGCUCUGCGUCAACUUCGCAUUCCUAUCCAGUUGAUGACACGGCAGAUGCAAUAAGCGGUUUCUGGAAUCCCAACUCGCUUGAUCCCGCGCUCCGGGAGCGCUCGUGUGCGCGGACAACAUAUCACGAGCUGUACAGCAACC